This is a messenger RNA of Frieseomelitta varia, 16272 nucleotides long. RefSeq lists its product as uncharacterized. Gene Ontology annotation, biological process: lipid transport; lipoprotein metabolic process. Lineage: Eukaryota; Metazoa; Arthropoda; Insecta; Hymenoptera; Apidae. Gene Ontology annotation, molecular function: lipid binding. The annotation marks the transcript as partial. The transcript has 5 exons. The record is from RefSeq and is a predicted model, not a curated record. Gene Ontology annotation, cellular component: extracellular region.
UUAACAGGUGUAAUAGCAGACGCAGAGAAAGAGAAGGGGAAGUUAGCGAAGGAAGGGUGGUCGGUGGUUUAUGAUGAUGAUGAUGAUGAUGAUGAUGCGCGGGACAAUAAAGAGGCAAGAGGUGCUGUAGUUCAAAGUUUCGUUAGGGAUCAGUUCGUCUUUGACAAAAAGCCUAAGGACGAGUCCGACGAAAAGAUAGUUAUCGAUCGGUCGCCGGUCGUCGAGCCGACGAUAGUUAAGCAACGUUUCGUUCGCGAUGGGAAGGGUGAUUCGAGCGUUACGAUCGUUGCGUCGAAAACUGUGGUCUCAACGACCGGCGGCAAGGAUCAGCCGCCGGUGAUCACUCAGACUAUCACGGUUCGAAAGGUAGACGACGCGGUGGUACCAGCCGCAGACACGGUGGCAAUCGCCAACGGGAAACAGAGCGUUGCCGUGAGCAAGAAGGAACUGCUGUCGAAAGAAGGUAAGGAAAUCGACGAGAAACAAACCACUCCGGUGAAGAGUGGCACGAAAGUUACGGAAGAGACAGUUGCCAAGACCAACAUUCCAAAGGAAACGAAACCGAGCGCGACCGACAAGCAAGUGUCCGCUUACGAGAGCGUUUACAGCGUUCGGUAUCCGUCGGCGCAGGAGGAGAAGCAAGAAGAUGAGUCGAAGAAGUCGAAGGAGAAGGGAGGCAUACUCUCGGGUAUUUUCAAGGGAUCGAAAUUGAAGAAGAGCAGGUCGAAAGGGUCGAAAGACACGUCGUUCGACAGUGGCGACGAGGAGGCAAAAGUAGCAGAGCAACACCAGACGCAACCUGGUGAAACGAGCGCGACACCGGACGUGAAAUUGGUCACCGAGCAAUUUUUAGAGGACUCGAGACGAGUUCACGUGCCUGUUAUCGCGGUGUCUUCGACCAAAACCGACGAGACGAAGGAAACGAAAGACCACGAGCCACGAGCGACAGCUUCCGAGGAAACGGACGAUCGUGCUGCAACUGUGGCAGCGAGUGAUGCAGGCGAUCAAGAGAAAGAGAAGGGCGGUGGUUUCUUCGGUAUGUUCAAGAGUCCCAAGUCGAAGGAAAAGAAGCUGAAGAAGGGUAAGGAAACGUCUUUGGACAGCGGCGACGAGGAGCUACGAAUCGCCACGGAGAAAUUCUUGGACGACACGCGGAAAGUUGCCGAAGCUACGGUCGUUCCCUCGGCUCCUGAGAUCAUCGACUCCGCGAACUUGCACACGUUCACCUCGCCGGUUCGUUACGACGAGGACACGCCCAAGGACAAGAUAAACGGCCACUCGUACGACAUCUCGGAGAUGCAGAAGAAACUAGAAGCGGACAGAGGCGCUCCUCACAGAGAAAUGAACGGGAGAUCGGAGGUGAAGAAGCAGAAGGAGCGAAGCGUGGAAAGACACACCGGCGCAAAGUCCGAGUCGCCGGAUAAACAAGUGGUGGAUGGCAAGAAGGAAGCGGAGAGGGAAGACAAGGACAAGAGCGGUGGAUUCUUGAGCAUGUUCAAGAGCCCGAAGCUGAAGAGCAAGAAGAGAAGUUCGUCCAAGGAGAAGAGCUCGUCCAAAGAGACGUCGUUCGACAGCGGAGACGAGGAAGCGCGACAGUUAACAGCUACGUUCUUGGACGACACGAAGAGAGUCGCCGACAGUUUGCACCACGAAGACUCGAAGCCCGUCGCUGAGAAACUGACAACCGACGUAGUUCCUGAUCAGAACAUCGCGUCGGAACACGCGGACAAAGAGGAGAGGAGCGGCAUCUUCAGCAAAUUCCGAAGUCCCAAGUUGACGAGAGCGUCGCGAAGCAGGUCUCGAGAGAAGAGCACACCGCCGCAGGAGCCGGUGACAAGUCCGGACAUCGCGAUCCGAGAAGCAACGGAGAAAUUUUUGGACGACUCGAGGAACCUCGCGAGUUUGACGUUCGACGUACCGGACGAGGCGAAGAAGUCGAAGGAACUCGACGACGUCGAUGGCGCGGAAGCAGCGAGGGACAAGGCUGCGAGAGAGGCUAAGAAAGCCAAGGAGAAGACCGGUGGUUUCCUCUCUGGAUUGUUCAAGGGGGCGAAACACGCUGCGGACGAAGCUUCCGAGGAGGCGAAGGAUAUUCUCGACGAAACGAAGAAACAGGUGGGCGAAGCAGCGGAAGGAAGACUGAAAGACCUCGACGCAGCGAAAGACAAAGUAGCCUCGGAGGCAAAGGAGGAAAAGGACAAGAUCAAAACUGUCGUUAAAGAUACCAAGGAUGCUGUUGGCGAAAAGGCGUCGGAGGCUGCGCAGAAAGUGUCGGACGUCGGCAAAGCUGUUGUCGAGAAAGUAGACUCAUCCGUGCAGGAUGUGGCUGACAGCGUGAAAACUGCGAAGGACAAAACAGCUGCGAGGGCGAAAGAUGCUAGAGACGCGGUUGUAGCUGGUGCUAGAGAAACGAAAGACAAGGUGAGCGAAAAGGCAGCCGAGGGAGCGAAGAAAGCAACAGACACGGAUAGAGCGAUCUCUGAGAAGGUGGUCGAGGCUGCGAAGGACGUCGAAGCGAAAGUAGCUGACGGCGCGAAAGCGACGAAAGAUAAAGUCGCCAAAGAGAUCAGGGAGGACGCUGAAACAGCGAAACAGAAGGUAUCGUCUGGAGUAGACACGGUGGUAGAUGGCGCAGCAGCCGCGAAGGACAAGGCUGCGAGAGAAGCUAAGAAAGCCAAGGAGAAGACCGGUGGUUUCCUCUCGGGAUUCUUCAGAAGCGCGAAACACGCGGCGGACGAGGUGUCGGAUGAAGUGAAAGACUUUGUCGACGAAACGAAGAAGGAGGCUGCGGAGGAGGAAGCUCGUGCUCGCGAGGCAGUAGCGGAAAAGUUGAAGGAUGUCGACACGGCGAAGGACAAGAUAACAUCCACCGUGAAAGAUGCCAAAGACACGGUAGGUGAGAAGGUAUCGGAGGCUGCGCAGAAAGUGCCGGACGCUGGCAAAGCUGUUGGCGAGAAGGUAGCUGACGGAGUGAAGCGUGCCGAAGAAAAACUAGACGAUGGUGUGGCAACAGCGAGGGAGAAAGUUGCGGAUGGUGCGCGGAAGAUGAAAGACACGGGCAAGGCUGUUGGCGAUAAAAUUGCCGAGGAAGCUGAAGCAACGAGAGAUCACGUGGCUAAGGAGAUCAAGGAAGACGCCGAGGCGGCGAAGCGCAAGAUAACAUCCGGAGUAGACACGGUAGCGGAUAGCGCAGUGGCAGCGAAAGACACGACUGCCCGAGAAGCGAAGAAAGUCAAGGAGAAAACUGGCGGUUUCCUCUCUGGCUUGUUCAAAGGUGCGAAACAAGCAGCGGACGAGAUUUCGGACGACGUGAAAGACUUUGUCGAGGAAACAAAGAGGGAAGCUUCCGAGGAGAAAGCUCGUGCGCACGAGGCAAUGGAGAGGAAGCUCGAAGACGUAACUGGAGCCAAGGACAGAGCAGUUGCUGACGUCAAGGAGGCAAAGGACAAGGCUGCAGUUGCUGCCAAGGAUACGAAAGAUCAAAUCAAAGGCGCUGCGAUUGACACCAAGGACAAGAUCAGUGAAAAAGUGUCCGGUCUGGGUGAAAAGGUAGCAGACGAAGUUGAGGAAAUUGGCAAAUCUGCCGACGCCGCUGCUCGACGAGUUGCCGAAAGCACGAGAACAGCUAAAGACAAGAUACUGACGGACGCGAAAGAUGUCGGAGACAAAGCUGCGACUGCGGUGAAGGACACCAAGGAUAAAGUCAGCGAAGCUGGGCAGAAAGUGUCAGACGUUGGUAAAACGGCCGGAGAAAAAGUCGCAGACAGCGUGGGAAAGAUUCGAGAGAAAACGGAGGCAGUUGCUCGCGAAGUAGCCGAGGAUACGAAGGCGGCGAAGGACAAAGUAGCGAAGGAGAUCCAAGAUGACGUUGACGCUGCUAAAGAGAAAGUUUCGUCGGGCGUGGGUGCAGUCGCGGAUGGCGCAGCCACGGCGAAAGAGAAAGCAACGAAGGAAGCGAAGAGAGCCAAGGAGAAGACCGGUGGUUUUCUAUCGGGACUGUUCAAGGGCGCCAAGCACGCUGCCGACGAAGUCUCCGAUGAUGUCAAGGACUUCCUCGAGGAAACGAAGAGAGAAGCGUCGGAGGAGAAGGACCGUUUGCGCGACACAGCUGAAGCAAAGUUGAAGGACGUGGAAGCAGCGAGAGACAGAGCAGCUGGGGACUUGAAAGAGGCGAAGGACAAGGUUGCAGCUUCAGCGAAGGAUACCAAAGACACGGUGUUUGCCAAAGUGUCGGACGCGGGCAAAGCUGUUGGCGACGGAGUGAAACGAGCCGCGGAGGAAAGCGAAUCCGUGGCUCGAGGAGUGGUCGACGGUGCAAAGGAGGCGAAGGAUAAAGCGGCCGCAGAUUUGAAGGAUGCCAAGGACAAAGUUGUCGCUACUGCCAAAGAUACCAAGGAGAAGGUGAGCGAUAAGGUGACCGAAGGUGCACAGAAGUUAACCGAUGCUGGUAAAGCUGUUGGCGACAAAGUGGUCGACGGAGUGAAAGACGCUGAAGCGAAAGUGGCUGACGGUGCAAAGGUAGCGAGAAAAGAGAUCAAGGAAGACGUGGACGCGGCGAAGCAAAAGAUCUCGUCUGGUGCAGAGGCAGUCGCAGAUGGCGCCGCGGCUACCAAGGACAAGGCCAGCAAGGAGGCAAAGAAGGCGAAGGAGAAGGCAGGUGGUUUCCUCUCGGGGCUCUUCAAGAGUGCGAAACACGCGGCAGACGAGGUCUCCGACGACGUCAAGGACUUUGUCGACGAAACAAAGAAGGAAGCUGCCGGGGAGGAAGCUCGUGCGCGCGACGCAGUGGCGGGGAAGUUGAGAGACGUGGAUGCAGCGAAAGACAAGGCAGUCGCGGAUGCGAAAGGCGCAAAGACGAAGGUUACAACUGCUGUGAAAGAGGCGAAGGAUGCGGUUAGCGAGAAAGUGUCCGACGCUGGGAAGGCUGUUGGCGACAAAAUAGCUGAUGGAGCGCAGAAGAUGUCCGAGGCUGGAACACUUGUUACCGAUACGGUAGUGGACGGUAUUAAACAGACCGAGCACAAGGUAGAAUCCACUGCAAAAGAUGCUGCUGAUGCUUUGAAAGCGACCAAGGACAAGGUAGUUACCGACACCGUGGAAGCUAAAGACAAGAUCGUAGACACUGCUAAAGACGCGAGAGACAAGCUUGGCGAAAAGGUAACCGAAACUGCUCGACAGGUAUCUGAUACCGGUAAGAUCAUGGGAGAGAAAGUGACAGAUGCUGCGAAGAAAACUGAAGACACUGUCCACGAUGCAGCAGCCGGCGUCAAAGCAGCAAAGGACAAAGUGAUUAAAGAAAUUAAAGAAGAUACCGAAGCAGCGAAGCAGAGAAUAAGCUCUGGAAUAGAUUCGGCGGUGGACGGUGCAGCGGCAGCGAAAGACAAGGCCGCGAAAGAAGCGAAGAGAGUGAAGGAGAAAGGCGGCGGUUUCCUCUCUGGGUUGUUCAAAGGUGCAAAACACACCGCGGACGAAGUCUCGGGAGACGUUAAGGAGUUCCUCGAGGAAGCAAAGAGAGAGUCCUCCGAAGAGAAAGCUCUUGCGCACGAAGCAAUGGAGAGGAAGUUGGAAGAAGUGGCCGAAGCGACAGACAGGGCAGCUGCGGGAAUUAAAGACGAAGCGGGUAAGAUCGCGACCUCUGUCAAAGCCACGAAGGAUAAGGUUGAAACGAAAGUGUCGGACGCUGGGAAAGCUGUUGGCGAGAAGGUAGAAGAUGGAUUGAGAUAUACUGGAGAAAAAGUGGAAUCCGCGGCUCGAGAUGUGACCGAUAGCGCAAAGGCGGCAAAGGACAAAGUGGCUACCGACGUGAAAGAGGUGAAGGAUAAAACUGUGGAAGCCGCGAAGGACGCCAAGGACAAAGUAGCGGACGGCUCGCAGAAACUGAUUGACGCUGGUAAGAGGGUGGAAGAAAAGAUAGCGAGCGGCGUGAGAACAGUCGGCGAUAAAGCAAAAGCUUCUGCUCACGAGGCAGCCGAAGGUGCGAAAUCGGCGAGGGACAAACUGGAGAAAGAAAUUAAAGAGGACAGCGCCGCGGCGAAGCGAAAGAUCUCGUCGGGUGUGGACGCGGUUGCUGAUGGCGCAGACGCGGCUAAAGAGAAGGUUACGAAGGAAGCGAAGAAGGCCAAAGAAAAAGGCGGAGGUUUUCUGUCGGGUCUCUUCAAAGGGGCGAAACACGCAGCCGAGGAGGUCUCCGAGGACGCGAAGGACCUCUUGGACGAGGCAAAGAAGGAAGCAGCUGAUGAAGAGACGUGUGCUCGCGCUUCUGUGGAGAGAACUUUGCACGACGUUGACGCCGCAAAGGAUAAAGUUGCUGCAGAGGUUAAAGAGGCAAGGGACAAGGUGGCAACCGCUGUGAAAGACACCAAGGACAAGGUUGGUGAGAAGGUGUCCGAUGGCGUGAAGACGGCAAAGGACGUUGGCAAAACUGCGGGCGAUAAGGUGGUGGACAGUACAAAACAGGCAGAAGCUGCUGCUCGAGAGAUAGCCGAUGGUACGAAAGUGUCGAAAGACGCGUUAAUCGCAGGUAUUAAAGACACCGCAGACGCGUUAUCGACUGCAGCGAAGGACACGAAAGAUAAAGUCAAAGACAAAACGUUAGACGCUGGAGAAAAGAUAUCGGACGCCAGCAGAGCUGUGACAGACAGCGCGGAGAAAGCGAAAAGCAAAACGGAAGCAGCUGCUCGUGGACUCGUGGAAGAUGCGAAAGCAGCAAAGGACAAAACAGCGAGGGAGAUAAAAGACGACGCCGAGGCCGUGAAACAAACGAUUUCUUCUGGAAUAGAUGCUGCGGUGGACGGUGCAGCGUCUGCCAAGGACAGAGCUGCUAAAGAAGCUAAGAAAGCCAAGGAGAAGGGUGGUGGUUUCCUCUCGGGGUUGUUCAAAGGUGCGAAACACGCGGCCGACGAAGUAUCCGACGACGUCAGAGAAUUUCUCGACGAAACCAAGAGGGAAGCGUCGGAGGAGGCAGCUCGCUUGCACGAUGCAGCGGAUGCAAAGUUAAAGGAUGUCAAAGCAGCGAAAGAUAAAGCAGCCGCGGAUGUCAGAGAUGCAAAGGACCAGGUUGCGACUGCAGCGAAGGACGCGAAGGACACGAUCGGUGCAAAGAUGUCCACUGUUGGCGACGAAGCGAAACACGCGGUGGAAAGAGUAGACACCAAGAUUCAACAACUAGCCGACGAAGCGAGAUCGGCGAAAGAUAAAAAAGUCGCUGAUGUUAAAGACGCCAAAGAAAAGGCGGCGACAGCUGCCAGAGACACGGUGGACAAGAUUAGCGAAAAAGUGGCCGAUGGCAAGCAGAAGGUAACAGACGCUGGUAAAACAGUGGGAGAAAACGUGGCGGAUAGUGUGAAAAAGGCGGGAGACAAGGUGGAAGCAGUCGCAGAGGACGUGGCCGGUGGCCUGGCGGCAGCAAAAGACAAAGCGGCCACGGAAAUUAAGAAGGAUGCUGAAGCUGUGAAGCAGAAAGUUUCUUCGGGCGUGGACACAGCUGCGGACGCUGCAGCGUCGGCCAAGGACAAAGCUGCAAAGGAAGCGAAGAGAGCAAAGGAGAAGACCGGCGGCUUCUUUUCUGGAUUGUUCAAGAGCGCGAAACACGCGGCCGACGAAGUUUCCGAGGAAGUGAAAGACUUUGUCGACGAAACGAAGAAGGAGGCUGCCGAGGAGGAAGCCCGUGCUCGCGAGGCAGCGGCGGGGAAGCUCAAGGAUCUCGACUCGGCGAGAGAAAAAGCAGCUGCUGGCGUGAAAGAUGCGAGAGACAAGGUUGUAGGCGCUGCGGUGGACGCCCAGGACAAAGUCAGCGAGAAAGUGUCCGACACUGUGCAAAAGGUGUCCGAUGCCGGUAAAACGUUAGGCGAGAAGGUCUCGCACGGAGCGAAGGAGGUCGAAGCGAAAGCGGAGACAGCGGUUGAAGAUCUGGUUAUCGGUGCAAAAACAGCAAAGAACAAAAUAACGACAGACGCGAAAGACGUCAAAGACAAGGCUGCGUCUGCCGCGAAGGACGCCAGGGACAAACUCAGCGAGACUGUGUCCGAGAGUGCGCAGAAAGUAUCGGACACUGGUAAAGCAGUCGGGAAGAAGGUUGCGGAAGGUGCGAAGAAGAUCGAGGAAAAAGCGGACAAAACUGCCCGCGACGUAUCCAGCGGCGCCAAAGCAACGAAAGAGGCGGUGGUCAAGGAAAUAAAAGACGACACCGAAGCGAUAAAGCAGAAAGUGUCGGGAGCCGUGGAUACAGCGGCCGAUACCGCGGCAUCUGCCAAGGACAAAGCUGCCAAGGAAGCUAAAAAGGCUAAGGAGAAGACUGGCGGUUUCCUCUCUGGAUUGUUCAAGGGUGCAAAGCACUCGGUCGAUGAAGUCUCGGACGAUGUGAAAGAUUUCCUCGACCAAACGAAGAGGGAGGCUUCCGAGGAAAGAGCUCGCGCGCAAGAAGCGGUAGAAAAGAAACUCGAAGACGUGGCUGUGGCGAAAGACAAAGCAAUUGCUGACGUAAAGGAUACGGCAGACAAAGCUGCGACUGCUGCGAAGGAUACCAAGGACAGAGUGUUUGCCAAAGUGUCAGACACCACGCAACAGAUGUCGGAUGCCGGGAAAGCUGCCGGUGAAACAGUGAUCGACGGUGUGAGAAAAGUCGAAGAACAGGUGGAUGCUAAAGUUCGCGACGUGGCUGACAGCGCGAAAGCAACGAAGGACAAGAUUAGCGAGAAAGUGAGCGAAGGCGCGCAAAAGGUAUCAGAAGCGGGAAAAACAGUGGGAGAGAAAGUGGCGGAUGGGAUGAAGAAGGUUGAAGACCAGACAGAAGCAAUAGCGCGCGAUAUAGCUGAUGGCGCGAAAUCGGCAAAGGAUAAGGUGGCAACAGAAGCGAAGAAGGACGCGGAAGCUGUAAAGCAGAAAGUUUCCUCGGGGAUAGACACGGCUGCGGACACCGCAGCGGCAGCAAAGGACAAGGCUGCGAAAGAAGCCAAGAAAGCCAAGGAAAAGACCGGUGGUUUUCUGUCCGGUUUGUUCAAAGGUGUGAAACACGCCGCGGAUGAUAUGUCGGAAGACGUGAGGGAAUUCGUGGACGAAACGAAGAAGGAAGCUGCCGAGGAGGAAGCCCGUGCACGUGAGUUAGUGGCAGAAAAGUUGAAGGACGUCGACGCAGCGAAAGACAAAGGAGUCGCAGCUGUGAGAGAUGCAAAGGACAAAGUCGACGACAAAGUUAGCGAGGCUGUGCAGAAGGUAUCCGAUGGUGGUAAAGCCGUUGGCGAGAAAGUAGCGGAGAGCGUAAAACAGAUUGGAACGGCUGCAGAUGCCACUGUUGACCGAGUAGCGGACGAUGCAAAAGCAGCGAAAGACAAAGUGGCGGCUGACGUGAAGGAUAUUAAAGACAAAACUGCUGCGACCGCAAAGGACGCCAAGGAAAAAAUUGCUGAGAAGUUGGUUGAGGGCGUUGAAAAGGUGUCGGACGCUGGUAAAACCGUCGCAGAUGGGGCAGAAACAGCCAAGGGUAAAGUUGAGGCGGUUGCUCGCGGGAUAGCGACUGAGACGAAACAGGUAAAAGAUAAAAUAUCUAAAGAAAUCGAGGACGACGCGGAAGCUGUAAAGCAGAAAGUAACAGGGGCGGUAGACGCGGUGGCAGACACCGCUGUGUCUGCCAAGGACAAAGCUAGCAAAGAGGCUAAGAAAGCCAAGGAGAAGGGCAGUGGUUUCCUUUCUGGAUUGUUUAAGGGUGCGAAACACGCUGCUGACGAAGUUUCAGACGACGUCAGAGAAUUUCUCGAGGAAACUAAACGAGAAGCGUCUGAAGAGAAAGAUCGUCUGCACGACGCAGCGGACGCAAAGUUGAAGGAUAUCGAAGCAGCGAGAGACAAAGCUGCCACAGAGGUUAAAAACGCGAAGCAGAAAGUGGUAGACGCUAAAGACAAAGUCGCUGAAAAAAUAUCUGAAAGCGUGGAGAAGGUAUCGGACGUUGGCGACAAAAUCGUCGAUGGUGUAAAACACGCCGAAGCGAAAACAGAAGCGACAGCUCGUGAAAUAUCUGACGGAGCGAAAUCCGUGAAAGACAAGGUGGUUUCGGAUGUGAAGGGAGCUAAGGAUACGGUAGCAUCGACCGCAAAGGACGCGAAAGAUAAAAUUACAGAGAAAGCGUCGCAAGGCGCGCAGAAAGUGUCAGAUACCACCAAAACCAUCGGGGAGAAAGUCACCGAAGGAUUGAAAACAGUCGAAGAUAAAACAGCGACCGUUGCUCACGGUAUCGCUGACGGCGCGAAAGCAGCAAAGGACAAAGCUGCUAAAGAAAUUAAAGAGGACGUUGAAGCAGCGAGGCAAAAGAUAUCGUCUGGCGUAGACGCAGUGGCAGAUGGCGCGGAGGCAGCAAAGGACAAGGCUGCGAAAGAAGCUAAGAAAGCGAAAGAAAAGACCGGCGGUUUCCUUUCUGGUUUGUUCAAGGGUGCGAAACACGCUGCUGACGAAGUUUCAGACGACGUCAGAGAAUUUCUCGAGGAAACUAAACGAGAAGCGUCUGAAGAGAAAGAUCGUCUGCACGACGCAGCGGACGCAAAGUUGAAGGAUAUCGAAGCAGCGAAGGACAAAGCUACCACAGAGGUUAAAGACGCGAAGCAGAAAGUGGUAGACGCUAAAGACAAAGUCGCUGAAAAAAUGUCUGAAAGCGUGGAGAAGGUAUCGGACGUUGGCGCAGCAGUUGGGGACAAAAUCGUCGACGGUGUAAAACACGCCGAAGCGAAGACAGAAGCGGCAGCUCGAGAAAUAUCUGACGGAGCGAAAUCCGUGAAAGACAAGGUGGUUUCGGAUGUGAAGGGAGCCAAGGAUACGGUAGCAUCGACCGCAAAGGACGCGAAAGAUAAAAUUACAGAGAAAGCGUCGCAAGGCGCGCAGAAAGUGUCAGAUACCACCAAGACCAUUGGGGAGAAAGUCACCGAAGGAUUGAAAACAGUCGAAAAUAAAACAGCGACCGUUGCUCACGGUAUCGCUGACGGCGCGAAGGCAGCAAAGGACAAAGCUGCUAAAGAAAUUAAAGAGGACGCUGAAGCAGCGAAGCAAAAGAUAUCGUCUGGCGUAGACGCAGUGGCAGAUGGCGCAGAGGCAGCAAAGGACAAGGCUGCGAAAGAAGCUAAAAAAGCGAAAGAGAAGACCGGCGGUUUCCUUUCUGGUUUGUUCAAGGGUGUGAAACACGCCGCGGAUGAAAUGACCGAGGACGUGAAGGAAUUUGUGGACGAGACGAAGAGAGAAGCUGUCAAGGAAGAAGCUCGCGUUCGCGAAGCAGUAGUGGGAAAAUUAAAAGACGUCGACGCAGGGAGAGAGAAGGCGGUCGCAGGUGUGAGAGACGCCAAGGACAAAGUUGCCACUGCUGCAAAGGACACCAAGGACGCGGUCGUUGCCAAAGUAUCCGACGCCGCGCAGGAAGUGUCGGACGCGAGUAAAACUGUCGGUGAAAAGGUGGAGGACGAGGUGAGACGAGCCGAGAGAGAAGGCGAGUCUGCAGCUCGAGGACUCGUGGAUGGUGCAAAGGAGAUAAGGGACAAAGCAGCAGCGGAUGCAAAAGAUGCCAGAGACAAAACUGCUGCAAUUGCAAAGGACGCUAAAGGCAAAAUCUCUGAGAAGGUGGCUGACGCUGGUAAAGUUGUUGGAGACACAGUCGCGGACGGAGCAGAGAAAGUCGAGGCAACCGCUCACGCAAUAGCGACCGAGGCGAAACAAACGAAAGACAAGGUAUCGAAAGAAAUUCGGGACGACGCCGAGGCGGCGAAGCGGAAAGUUUCGUCGGGAGCAGCCGCUGUUGUGGACGGUGCUGCUGCAGCGAAAGACAAGGCAGCGAAAGAGGCUAAGAAAGCCAAGGAGAAGGGUAGCGGUUUCCUCACGGGGCUGUUCAAGGGUGCAAAGCAGGCAGCCGAUGACGUUACGGGAGACGUCAAGGACUUCCUCGAGGAGGCAAAGAGGGAAGCUUCCGAAGAGAAAGCUCGCGCGCACGAAUCAAUGGAGAGAAAAAUCGAGGACGUGGCUGCAGCGAAAGACAAGGCGGCUGCAGGAAUAAAGGACACGAAGGACAAGAUAACGAGCGCCGUGAAGGAUGCUAAAGUCGCAGCAGGUGAAAAGAUGUCUGAAACUGCGCAGAAAGUAUCCGAUGCCGGUGAAAGAGUAGCUGACGGUGUGAGAAAUGUUGACAAACAGGUGGAUACUGAAAUUCACGACGUAGUUGACAGCGCGAAAGCAGCGAAGGACAAGUUGGUGGCCGAUGCGAAAGACGCAAAGGAGAGGAUCGGCGAGAAAGUGAGCGAAGGCGCGCAAAAGAUGUCAGAAACUGGUAAAACAGUAGGAGAGAAAGUAGCGGAUGGGGUGAAAAAGGUUGAAGACGAGGCGAAAUCGGCAAAGGGCAAGGUGACAACAGAAGCGGAAGCUGCGAAGCGGAAAGUUUCCUCGGGAGUUGACGCGGCUGCGGAGACCGCAGCGGCAGCAAAGGACAAGGCUGCGAAAGAAGCCAAGAAAACCAAGGAAAAGGCCGGUGGUUUCCUGUCGGGAUUGAUCAAAACUGUGAAACAGACGGCGGACGAAGUUUCGGACGAGGUGAAAGAAUUCGUCGACGAGACAAAGAAGGAAGCUGCCGAAGAGGAAGCUCGUGCUCGCGAAGGAAUUGGCAGUAAGGCGAGAGAGAUGGACGCGGCGAAGGAACGAGCCGUUGCCGGCGUGGAAGCUGCCAAGGACAAAGUUGUCGCUGAUGUAAAAGUUACCGGGGAGAAAAUUUCAUCUGCCGUAAAAGAUACGAAGGACAAGAUCGAUGAAAGAGUGUCAGAAGCUGGUAAAGCCGUGGACGAUAAAAUUACCGACGCGGUGAAGAAAACGGAUGCAAAAGCAGAGACGGCUGCUCAGAGCGUUGCUGACGAAGCAAAGGCAACAAAGGACAAAUUGAAAAAGGAGAUUAAAGAAGACGCGUCUGCUGCGAAGCAAACGAUCUCGUCCGGAGUGGAUAUGAUCGUGGAUGGCGCAGAAGCGGCGAAGGACAGGGCAUCGAAGGAGGGUAAAAGAGCCAAGGAGAAGGGCGGCGGUUUCCUUUCCGGCUUGAUCAAAAGCGCGAAACACGCGGCGGAUGAGAUAUCCGGCGACGUGAAGGAGUUUGUCGACGAGACGAAGAAGGAAGCCGUGGAGGAGGAGAAGAAGGAGGCUCGUGCCCGAGAGGUAGCGUCUGAAAAAUUGAAAGAUCUCGACACGGCUGUUGCGAAAGCCGCCAAGGACAAGGUUAAAACCGGCGCGAAAGAAGUUGAAACGACAGUCGGCUCGAAGGUGUCCGAAGGUGUGCAGAAAGUAUCGGAUGCCGGAAAGUCUGUCAGAGAGAAACUGUCGAGUCAGACGGAGCAGAGAUUCGUGAUAGACAGCAGCGAGCCGAAAAGCAGCGUAGCUGCGUUUCUGGAAGAGAUUAGACGAGACGCAGUGUGGGACAAAGUACCGCUGCAAGACGAGGCCGACGUUCACUCGUACGAAAACGUGGACACGAUGUACGUGAGGCAGGGGAAGCCCGAGCCGAAAGCUGCGAAACGCGGGAAAGACGUGAGGUUCGCGACGGAAACGGUUACCUCGUCGGUUCUCGAUGUACACGAUCCGCUGUUCGGCUUAGGCGCCGAGGCGCAGAUCAGACUGUCGGACGUGAGCGGCGGUAACGUGAUGCCUGAUCGCGAUGCCGGCGAAUCGACAACCGAGAAAGUAUCGUCCCGCAUUCCACAGCGAGUUAGUAGUUCGUCGAAAGAUCGGUUAGUUAGCUCUAGCGGUUGGUCGGACAGUACGGUUAAGAUAGGGGACGUGUUUAGCGAAGUAGAGCACCUCGAGCCUCAGACACGACAGACCGUCACCACAGUCGUAAGAAAGUCUGUGCGGACGGCAGCGACCCCACCACCCAGUCCCGCCGAGUACACUGACAGUAGAAUCGAAGAUGUUACCGAGGAGGCGGCGAGACGGGCGCAGAGCCUGGCCGAUCAGGCGCAAUCGGCGACGAAAUCAGGGCAUGAUUCGGCUGAGAUUGAUGGGACUGUAGAGAGGCAUGCUACUUCUGCUCCAACAAAGCAACCUGUUCCCGCCCCGCGACACUCUACCAGGUCGUCCGUCAAAACAGACUUUCAUCUAGACUUCGGCGAUACCACCUCGUGCACGCAAGCGUACAGUCCCAAGCGUAAGACGAAAGAGCAAUCGAAGCAAGAGCUUCGGCAUGACCGUUCCCCGGAAACGAGCGCUGCGAAAAGUAAAAUACCGGUGAAGGUAAAGAAAUCCGUAGAGAACGAAACAACAACAACGACGACGACGACGACGAACGAGACCGAGCUACGUAAACCUACGAGUUUCACGUCGAACGACUCGCAGAUACCAGACGUAACGACAGACAUACCGUUAGCGGAACGAACCACCGACAGCGAGAAACUGCUCCAAGACCUGUCGGAGAGAUCGCUCGAAAUCGGCGAGAAAGAGUCGCGGCAACCGGAAGAGGACAAGGAGAAGAGCGAUUAUUCGGCGAAGACCGAAGAAUUGUCGAACGAAACGGAAACGAUCGAACCACCAACGACCACCACCGGGAUCAUAAAGAGAGUAGAGAUUACUGCGACGACUGUCACGGUGGCGAAGGAGGACUCGUCUUCCAGACCUCGGACUAAAUUCGUCACGAGUGAGAGCGAAACAACGAGCAGGGACGAAACGUCGAGGAUGACGACGGUGAGAACGACGACGAAAGCUGUACGCGAGAGUACCGACACGGAACAAACCGGACGAACGAUACGAACGAUCACGACGACGUCGGUUAGCGGCGAUUACGGAGACGUGCCGGUGCCGAUUUUAAAAGGUCGCGGCGGUCUGGCAACGACGUACGACGUGGUGGCCGACCAACAAUCGUCGACGAAAUCGGCAAAGAACGCUGCUGGCGAGACGUCCGAGACCGCGUGGGCCCACGGCAGCGUGACGACGACGGAUCGUCGUUCGUUCCAGAACGACGAGAAGUUAGUAGGGCAAUGGGGGGAGGGCCAGCGCUCGCAAGACACGUCGCCCGGUUCCGGUAACGGCGACAUUUACGCUAAAAACGAUAGCUCACGGCACGAUUUAAACAGCGACACUGAGAGUGACGGUUCACCACGAUCGAGGAGAAGAUCGCCGAGCAAGAGGUGUACAUUGGACAGUUCCAGCGGGUCUGAUGUAGCACUGCACGAAGGUGCGGAGCUGUCCCCGUUGGAGGACGACCAAGGUACCGCACUCACAGCUAACCUUCUAAAAUCUGACUUUUUGCAACUUAGCGAGCCAUACUACAUGGACAUGACGACGCAUCUUCCCGAGAGUCAGCAAAGAAUAACCAGAACCGUAGAAGUGAUUACAACGACCACCGUGACCACAAGUCGAGACGAGUUGCGAGACGUGUGCAAGUUCGUCGAUAAAAGGCAAGAGCAGUGAAGCAUCAGGGGUCUCAUGGGCGAUAGGAGUAGGAAGAGAAGGGAAUUCUUCGUCGUCUGCUAAUCGUGCAUUGCGGAACGAGAGCAAAGGAACAAUUGAAUGAAAGCAAAACAAAAAACAAAAAAAAAGAAAAAGAAAAAAAGAAAAAAAACGCCAAAUUCUCUAGCGCUAGUCGAAGAAAAGCACCUGGCUCCCGUCUGGUUUCGACGUGUCCUCGAGCGUCGAACGAGACGAUCCUCCGAACAAUAAAGUAAAACGAAUGAAAACAUAGAUCAAAAAGUAACGAAUACCUGUCGACAUAGAUGCUCUUCUAUAUCAAAUAUAAUAUAGCGGAUUAUCCUAUCGGUGCUUCGUGAAAACGUAUAAAGAAAAAAAGAAAAAAAAGAAAAAGAAAUAUAUAUAUAUAAAUAUAUAUAUAUAUAUAUAUAUGCACGACAAUUUACUAUCACACUCAUGGCCUACGCUUCGGAUUUGCUUGCCAUUCGGUUGCAUUGAGUUGCCUUAAAUAUGUUUUACGUUGAAUCUUGCGAUUAAAUGAUGUACGUCGUCGCUAGUCCGACUAGCUGAUUUCGCUAGUCUUCACUAAGCCAACCCGUCCAUGUACAACGCCUUUCUCGUGUUGUUUAAAACGAAAACGAAAGGGGAGACAGGAGGAAAAAACUAACGAAAAAAAAAAAAAAGGAAAAAAAAAGAGUAAACGCUUACAGGAACAAUGUGGACAAAAGAAAGAAAAACCAUAGGGAAAUGAGUCAUGAAAAGUGAAAAAUAUUCGUCUGAACGUACAGACUCGAGAAAACAUUGCGGCGAUAUAUAUUUGUAGACAUUUUUGAAAGGUGGAGAGGAUACGCGAGAUGUAAUCGACAAAAA